AUGCACUUCGCCUGUGAUCUUAUAAUGAUGAAGGGAACGCGACAUUGGACCCCCCCAACAGUGGCCCCGGAGGGUACCCCGACACCAGCCCCCCCGACACUAGCCCCACCCGAUAUUGGCCCCCACCGUUUUUGCAGGGGGGGCUACAGUCGGCGAAGAGGGCGACACCAGCCCCCCCUGGCAAUAGAAGCGGGGGGGCCUUUGUCGUGUAGGCAUACGACACCAGCCCCCCCUCUUAAAAUCAUUCAAGUACGGGGGGGCCAGUGUCGUAGUAUCAUACGACACCAGCCCCCCCCCCUUCAAAUUAAUUCAAUCGAAGGGGCUGUCGCAGUGGCAGUCGACAACAGUCCCCUAAAAGCGGCAAGAAGUGACCAUAAUGUUUCAGUUUUUUCAUAAUGAAUUAACAAGCAAAUUAUCAAUAUGGUUAUGGAAAAAGGCCAUAAGGAAGUAGCAACAAAAUUGGUUGAAACAGCGUAUAUGAAAAUCAAACAGAUGCAGCUCGCAAAAUACUACAAAGCUACAACAGAUGCAGAAAGAGCUGAAAUUGAAUUGAAACCUAUUGUCAUAUUUCAUAAAGCUUUAGAAAAUUGCAAACCCGUACUUCAAUUGACACCUAUCAAACGAGGUGGUGCAACAUAUCAAGUUCCCAUCCCCAUCACGGAAAACCGUGCCCGGUUCCUUGCCAUGAAAUGGAUGAUUCUGGAAUCCAGAAAAAAAGAAAGUACGGUACACUUUCCUGAAAGGCUUGCAUAUGAGCUACUAGAAGCUUUCAAUAAUACUGGCAAAGUGGUUAAGAGGAAACAAGAUUUGCAUAAACAAUGUGAAACUAACAGGGCAUAUGCUCAUUAUCGUUGGGGAUAACUAAAGCUAACAAUUUUUCAUAUUACUUAUUACUUGUAGUUGUUAAUACACAUUUUCAAGAAAA
This is a messenger RNA of Daphnia magna, 925 nucleotides long. RefSeq names its product 28S ribosomal protein S7, mitochondrial. The transcript has 4 exons. Gene Ontology annotation, cellular component: ribosome. NCBI's taxonomy places the organism in Eukaryota, Metazoa, Arthropoda, Branchiopoda, Diplostraca, Daphniidae. The record is from RefSeq and is a predicted model, not a curated record. Gene Ontology annotation, biological process: ribosomal small subunit assembly; translation. Gene Ontology annotation, molecular function: structural constituent of ribosome; rRNA binding; mRNA binding.